UUCUCCUUCCUCCUUGAAAACACAAUCAUCAUUUGAUUGCAUAUUUUGGGGAUAAAUUUUAUUUCAAAACACACACAGCCAGAGAGACAUGCUGUUAAAGACAGACAACUAAUUCCUACAAAGAAACAACAUCAACAACAGCAACUCCAAGGUAAGAAAGAAACAAACAACAAACAAAAGGUUAGAGAAUAGAGAUCAUUCAAAACCCGAUUAACUGGUUGGGUCGGGUUCGGGGUUCUCGGAUCCGAUUCUCUGGUUCAUCAUUGUUGUUGUGGUGGUGGUGGAGUGUUGUAUUCUCUGAAUCGGUCUUAACAAUUUAAUCUUUCUAGUUUAGGUGUUCCUGAAGUGUGAGGUCUGAAUGGCUGGGAUUGAUGAUAAUGUUGCCCUUACUGGUGAUUGGGGUCUUCAUAGCCCAAGUCCGAGGACCCUUUUUUCUAGAAUGCUCGAGGAAGAUAAUGUAACAAGAUCAAUCUCUGAACACCCUGGAAGUGGUAGAACCGGGGAUCUCUUUCCAGGAACUCAUGACUCCUCUGAGACAGGGAGAGCGAACAUGAGAGAGAGCUCGCAAGAUGGUAAUUCUGGUGUGCAAUUGACUGAUCCGAGUUUUCAGACUGAGCAGAAGUCGAACUCGAACUCACGGGGUGGUCUUGUUGAAAGAAUGGCGGCUAGAGCUGGGUUUAAUGCUCCGAGGUUGAAUACAGAAAGCAUUAGAUCUACUGACCUUUCGCUUAAUUCCGACAUUCGGUCUCCUUACUUGACCAUACCACCUGGUCUCAGUCCCACCACACUCUUAGAUUCUCCAGUGUUCCUUGCAAAUUCACUGGCACAGCCAUCUCCAACAACAGGAAAGUUUCUAUUUACUUCAAAUGGCAACAUCCGAUGCUCAGAAUUAUCAUCUGAUGCUCCAGAAAAACGUAAAGAUAAUGGCUUUGAUGAUUUCUAUGCAUCAUCCUUUGCCUUCAAGCCUACAACAGAUUCAGGAUCCUCUUUUUAUCAUGAUGCUGGAAGAAAGACAAAUCAAACUACACUUCCUCAACAAUCCCUUCCUGGUAUUGAAGCUUCAGUUCAGUCAAGACCUUCUUUUCAAUCUCAAAGUGUCGAUGCAGUCAAAGUUCAAACUGAGAACAAAAGUGGCCUGGAACAUUCUGCACCACUUGAAGAGCAAGCAGAUGAAGAGGGAGAUCAGAGAGUCAAUGUAGACACGGUGGCUGCUGGUGUUGGUGGCGCACCAUCUGAAGAUGGAUAUAACUGGAGAAAAUAUGGCCAAAAGCAAGUUAAGGGUAGCGAUUACCCACGAAGUUACUACAAGUGUACACAUCCGAAUUGUCAGGUUAAGAAGAAAGUAGAACGUUCUCAUGAGGGCCACAUAACAGAGAUUAUCUACAAGGGAGCGCACAACCAUCCAAAACCUCCUCCGAAUCGCCGGUCAUCGGGCCUAGGGUCAGUUAACCCUCAUACUGAUAUGCAAGUGGACAAUCCUGAACAUGUUGAGCCACAGCGUGUCGGUGAAGGUGACCUGGGCUGGGCUGAUGCACAAAAGGGAAAUAUUGCUGGAGCUGGUAACUGGAAGCAGGACAACCUUGAAGUGACAUCAUCAGCAUCUGUUGGCCCUGAGUAUGGCAACCAGUCCACCAACUUGCAGACUCAAAAUGGAACUAACUUAGACUCGGGAGAAGCAGUGGAUGGCUCGUCUACUUUUUCUAAUGAAGAAGAAGAAGAUGAUCAAGGCACUCAUGGUAGUGUAUCUUUAGGUUAUGAUGGGGAAGGAGAUGAAUCAGAGUCUAAAAGAAGGAAACUUGAAUCAUAUGCAACAGAGUUGAGUGGAGCUACCAGAGCUAUUCGUGAGCCUAGAGUUGUUGUACAGACUACUAGCGAAGUAGAUAUCCUCGAUGAUGGUUACCGAUGGCGGAAAUAUGGGCAAAAAGUUGUAAAGGGAAAUCCCAACCCAAGGAGUUACUACAAGUGCACCAACGCUGGGUGCAUGGUGAGGAAGCAUGUGGAGAGAGCAUCACAUGACCUUAAAUCUGUGAUCACGACCUAUGAGGGAAAGCACAACCAUGAUGUCCCUGCUGCUCGCGCUAGCAGUCACGUCAAUGCCAAUGCGUCUAACAAUCUUCACGGGCAAGCUUCUGGUGUUCUUCAAAGCCAUAUUCAUAGACCUGAACCAUCCCAAGUUCACAACAGCAUGGGAAGACUUGAGAGGCCUUCCCUUGGCUCAUUCAACCUUCCUGGGAGGCAGCACCUAGGACCUCCCCAUGGCUUCUCCUUUGGUAUGAAUCAACCUAUGCUCUCGAACAUGGCAAUUCAGUCAAUGCCUUUUCAUCCAUUUUCGGCACAACAGCGCCCUGCAAAUGAAAUGGGGUUCAUGUUGCCAAAGGGAGAACCAAAUGUGGAGCCUAUGCCUGAACGUGGUGGCCUUAACAUGCCUAGUCGAGACUCAUCAGUAUAUCAGGAAAUGAUGAGUCGCAUGCCUCUUGGACCUCAUAGAUAAAAUUUUAUUCCCUUAUUCUUUAAAGAAAACUAAUGUUUAAAUUUUUAUGACAUACAUAUAUAUAUGUAUUUAAUGCUCAGGCUAUACACAGGUAGACUCCUCAUUACUAUAUCAUUGUAAUGUGUGACAUUAUUCCUCACAUGUUAAAAGGUAAAUGUAGUUUAUUCUGGUGUUUUUAUUUCA
Molecule: messenger RNA, 2674 nt
Organism: Lotus japonicus
Lineage: Eukaryota; Viridiplantae; Streptophyta; Magnoliopsida; Fabales; Fabaceae
Product: probable WRKY transcription factor 2
Exons: 6
Coding region: 359-2491 (710 amino acids)
Biological process (GO): regulation of DNA-templated transcription
Molecular function (GO): sequence-specific DNA binding; DNA-binding transcription factor activity
Source: RefSeq, a predicted model, not a curated record